This is a messenger RNA of Schizosaccharomyces octosporus yFS286, 3127 nucleotides long. RefSeq names its product pseudouridine synthase. NCBI's taxonomy places the organism in Eukaryota, Fungi, Ascomycota, Schizosaccharomycetes, Schizosaccharomycetales, Schizosaccharomycetaceae. Gene Ontology annotation, cellular component: nucleus. Bases 990 to 3032 code for a protein of 680 amino acids. The record is from RefSeq and is a predicted model, not a curated record. Gene Ontology annotation, biological process: pseudouridine synthesis. The transcript has a single exon. Gene Ontology annotation, molecular function: pseudouridine synthase activity; RNA binding.
GUUUACAGGCGCUUUCGCUUUCGUAAGUUGAAUAUAAAAAAAGCAAGGAAAUUAAUAAAAUAGAGAGGAUAAGUCAAAGAGGCACAGACAUAAAAAAUAGAUCAUUCUACGACAAAUUUUUGGAUAAGGACAGUGUACAAAUAAGUUUUACCUAAAACUGUUUGUCGAUUUCAGCAAUCGUAAGUCCUAAAUUCUUCCGAAUUUCUUCAAGUUCUUGAAGAGCGUUCAAAGAAUCCUCCUUGAAAGGAAAUGAGUCGCAAGUUUGGGAAAGAAGUCGACUAUCAUGAUCUAAGGCUGAAACCAUGGUUGGCAAACGAGGUAAAUUCCCACAUAUUUGCUGGAUUUGAUUAUUCAAUACAGAAAGGUUAUUGUUCAAGGUUGACUGAAACUGAUUGAGUAAUUGCUGCGACGAAGUUGCCAACUGUUGAGGUGUCCCUUGCUUGGGGAGAAUUGCGUUUAGCUUUUCUAUAGGAUUUGUAAAAGAUGAAGGAUGAAACUCAUCUAUCCAAUUCUUCUCCUGAUCCAUUUAAUGCAACAAACUUUCAAAACACUGUCAAAAGAAACAAGGGAAAGAGGUAUUGUCAGUUCUUUUACAGGACGAAGCGUUAUAAAACGAUAAAGGAGAAAGUGAAAUAAAACAAAAUCUUCCUCAAAAGCGUCCGAAUACGAACGAAUCCUGUUUAUUACGAUGCUUCUUUGGCUGGUUCUUACUCUUGUACUCUUGCUCUUCACUGCGUUAAUCAACAAGCAUUGCAUUCAGUCAAAGAAGGAAGAAAAAAGCUGUACUAGAACGACUUGGUAACCAAAUCUAAAUAAUUUUCUUUUACUACCUAUUUUUUUUUUUUUUUUCCUACAUUUUUUUCAAUCUCCUACCUUUUCCUAAAUUGUGACAUCGUCGUUAACUAGUGUAAAAUCUUUAUAACGAAAUUAAUAUUUGAAACACUCAAUUUCUGAAGAACAAACUCAACACCUUUGGAAGCAACUAUACUAUGUCUGCAGAAGAGCCUAGAAAAAGACUUCGUACGGAGGAGUAUUCGAACCAGACAGAAAUAGAGGCUUACAGUGAAAAGGCCAAAGGAGCCAAAGAAGUCAAUGAUGUCGAGAAUGCUGAAAACCAAAGGUUCUACAUGACUGAAGAAGAUGCCGGAAUUGAAACUUUCUUAGAUUCGGGACUUCCUGCUAUAGAUGGGAUUUUAAAAGCGCGCUUUACAGACUUUAUGGUACACGAAGUGGACGUAGAAGGGAAAGUUAUUACUUUGACAGAUAUGGAAUCUCAUGACCCUUUGCCGGAGGUAGAAGCAUCUUCAUCGGCCAAGGAGGAUAAAAUUGAGAAACAGUCCGUCGUUCCCCAUUCAGAUGUAACUUUAGAAGAACAAGGACAGGCGGCUACUCCUGCUGAUUCAAUUCCUUUACCUUCAGAGCUUUCAGAAUGCAUUCCUCAAGAUGCGGCUUCUCAGUUUUUUAGUUGUCUUCAAGAUCUCUCAAUUGGUAAAUCAAACGAAACUGCAGUGCUAGAAUCAUCUCAGUUUUCUACUCCGCUCGACAAGACGAAACGCACGCUUCUGCAUCAACUCAUUCGCAAACACUUUUCUGGGUUGGAAUCAACCACCACUAAAGAUGGUUCUUUUCAAGUUCAUAAGUCUACGCGUAGCAAUCAACCUAGACCAAAGAGAGAUGCUCGACUUAGCUGGAAGGCCUUGGGAGGUGAAUAUUGUUAUUUUCAUUUGUACAAAGAAAACCGUGAUUCUAUGGAUUGCCUAGGAAAAAUUGCUCGUCUUCUGAAAAUCCCUACGAAACUGCUUUCUAUUGCAGGUACAAAAGAUAGAAGGGGUAUUACUUGUCAGCGCGCUGCCGUCCGUCAUGUUCGUGCUUCUCGUCUUGCCCAACUAAACGCUGGUUCUCUUUCCAACUCAACAUACGGUUUCCUUUUGGGUAACUACUCUUACGGAAACUCUCCACUAAAACUCGGUGAUUUGCAAGGUAAUGAAUUCCAAGUGGUCUUGCGUGAUGUUUCAACCCCAGAAGACAAAAUCGAGCUUUGUAUGUCUUCCAUCAAGGAACAUGGUUUCAUCAACUAUUUCGGUCUCCAAAGAUUUGGCACAUCUUCGGUGGGAACACACACCAUCGGAAUUGCCCUACUGCAAUCUGAUUGGAAAAAAGCUGUAGAACUCAUUCUUUCUCCUCGUCCUGAGCAUACAGGUCCCGUUCGUGAAGCUAUGAAUAUCUGGCAUACUACUCAUGAUCCGGAUGCCACUUUGAAAAUUCUUCCCCGUCGCCUUAUCGCCGAGACUAGCAUUUUGGAAACCUGGUUACGAAGUGGAAACCAAAAUGAUUUCUUGGGAGCUUUUCAAAGAAUUCCGAGACACUUGCGUAGUAUCUAUCCACAUGCUUACCAAUCAUAUGUUUGGAAUAAGGUAGUUUCUUGGCGUAUUAAGCAGUUAGGCGACAAACCAGUUGCCGGUGAUUUAGUAUUGGAAUCUCCCACAGGAAAUCAAUCUAAUGAUAAUAUUCCUGUUGAUCCUGAAGCGCCAGAUGUUGUUGAAGAUAUUCCUCAAACUUCUAAGCCUAUUGCAAGACAUUUGAAAGAGGAAGAGUUAGGAAACUACACAAUUUAUGACAUUGUUUUACCACUACCCGGACGUAAUAUUUUAUAUCCUAAUAAUUCAACCUUUGAUGCGUACAAGAGGAUUAUGAGUGAACAUUCACUUGAUCCAUGCCAGAUGGCUCGAAAAGACAGGGAGCUUUCUUUACCAGGUGAUUAUCGCAAAUUAGUGGUUCGCCCUAAGGGUAUGGAAUGGUAUACUAUAAAGUAUGACUCUUUAGAACAGCAAAUUACAACUACCGACAAAGAUGUUUUGGAGAAUAAAGCUCCCGUUACUACUGACGACGGAAAAUACAGGGCUUUGGUAUUGAAGUUUCAAUUACCUUCCUCCUCAUAUGCGACUAUGGCCUUGCGUGAAGCAACUCGCAGUGCUACAUCUAGCGGUGAUCAGCGUUUUCUUAUGACAAAUCUACGUGAUUCGUCGUCUUAAAUGUAAAACCAAAAAGGGGAAAUAAGUUAAUUUUUGGUCUAAGGGUUCAGGUUAUUACAGGACGUUAUUAGUUUUACUUAAUACAUUUAGGUUAA